CACGCGCUGUAUGAUGGACUCCCACCGACUGGCACAGGCGCAGGCGCAGGCGCUGAGGGGCUUGCCUUACUGGUAGGUGGGAAAGAGUGACUUCUGUUUAGGCGUAAAGCAACGAAAAACACUGAGAAAAUGUCGAGGGGCACUGUGGCAAAGGACAAUCGGGUGCACAGUGGAUACCUCAGGAAUGAAUACUUUGCAUGGGAAGGGACUGGAGACUGAAAGGCCAUGAAGGAAUUUUUCCGCUAAUUGAGGAAACCAAAGGUACCAGUCUUCACUCGGUGAAGCGGAGUGGAAAAAACAAAACACACGCACACGAGAAGAACCACCAACAGACAAUGAAACCAAACGCGUAAAAGACAGAAAUUGAGCGGCGAAAGAAGAGGCCGAAAGGCUGUUCGUUCAUUGACGAGUUGAGUAAUCUCUAGUAAAAGCCCGGAGACAAUGCAUUUAAAACUUGGGACACAAGUGUCAGGACCUGAGGUAUUCAGCAUUAGUCAGUCAACAUGUCCCUGCUGUGUGUGUGGAGUGCUCUUCUAAAUUCUGUGGGGUGUGAUGAUGGCAGUAUUUCCUGGAGAAGCAUGCUGUAUAAAGGAGAACUGGAAUAAACACAAGUGUGACAGAACUGCAACUAAGUGAUUGGAAGAAUAUGGGUUUUGCCACAAGAGGACGGUUCUACCUACCACUGGGCUGCAUGAUGCUGAUCAAUCUGAUUAAUGCUGACUUUGAAUUUCAAAAGGGGGUGCUUGCCAGUAUCAGCCCAGGCAUCACAGAAGAUAUUGAUUUCCAAUGCUGGAAUUCUUGCUCUUUGACAUUGAUAGAUCUCAAGGAACUCAAGAUACAGCACAAUGUGGACGCUUUCUGGAAUUUCAUGUUGUUUUUGCAAAAAUCCCAGCGGCCUAGACAUUAUAAUGUCUUCUUAAGCAUAGCUCAGGAUUUUUGGGACAUGUAUAUAGACUGCUUGCUCUCACGAUCUCAUGGAAUGGGCAGAAGACAGGUGAUGCCUCCCAAGUAUAAUUUUCCGCAGAACAGGAGGUAA
Molecule: messenger RNA, 1036 nt
Organism: Panthera uncia (snow leopard)
Lineage: Eukaryota; Metazoa; Chordata; Mammalia; Carnivora; Felidae
Gene: FAM237B
Product: family with sequence similarity 237 member B
Exons: 3
Coding region: 647-1036 (129 amino acids)
Source: RefSeq, a predicted model, not a curated record